GUGCCGUGGCCGAAAGAUGGCGGCGGCCAUGGCAUGAACGGGACCCGGCGCGGCCCCAGCGGUGAGAGCGGCCGAAACCUCUCCCCGGUCCUAAAUCAGCGCGGAGACCACCGCGGCCCCCGGUUCCCCGUGUCCCUUUAUCCCUCGGGCCAGCGGGAGAGUAUCUGGGAUCCCGGAUACCUUUGGCGGGCGGACCCUCAGCUGUCCCCGGGCUUCCCUGGAGCUCAGUCCCUCCUCAGCCUGGGGGACCGAAGCUCCUCGCUUCCCUCUCGGCAGGAUGAGGAUGCAGUAGAGCCCUGACCGUGCUGUCCCCGCAGGAUGAGGAUGCAGUAGAGCCCUGACCGUGCUGUCCCCGCAGGAUGAGGAUGCAGUAGAGCCCUGACCGUGCUCUCCCCGCAGGAUGAGGAUGCAGUAGAGCCCUGACCAUGGACCAUGAGGCCCCCACGAUCAGGCCCCGGCGCAUCCAGAACCAGAACGUCAUCCACCGCCUGGAGCGCCGCCGCAUCAGCUCGGGCAAGGCGGGCACCCACUGGCACCAGGUGCGCGUCUUCCACCAGAACGUCUUCCCCAACUUCACCGUGGUCAACGUGGAGAAGCCGCCCUGCUUCCUGCGCAAGUUCUCCCCCGACGGCCGCUACUUCAUCGCCUUCUCCUCCGACCAGACCUCGCUGGAGAUCUACGAGUACCAGGGCUGCCAGGCGGCCGAGGACCUCCUGCAGGGCUACGAGGGGGAGAUCCUGGCCAACGGCAACGACCAGCGGUCCGUCAACAUCCGCGGGCGGCUCUUCGAGCGCUUCUUCGUGCUGCUGCACAUCACCAACGUGGCCUCCAACGGGGAGCACCUGAACCGCGAGUGCAGCCUGUUCACGGACGACUGCCGCUACGUGAUCGUGGGCUCGGCCGCCUACCUGCCCGAGGAGCCGCACCCGCCCUUCUUCGAGGUGUACCGCAACAGCGAGUCCGUGACCCCCAACCCGCGCUCCCCGCUGGAGGACUACUCGCUGCACAUCAUCGACCUGCACACGGGCAGGCUGUGCGACACGCGCGCCUUCAAGUGCGACAAGGUCAUCCUGUCGCACAACCAGGGGCUGUACCUGUACAAGAACAUCCUGGCCAUCCUCUCCGUGCAGCAGCAGACCAUUCACGUCUUCCAGGUGACGCCCGAGGGGACGUUCAUCGACGUGAGGACCAUCGGCCGCUUCUGCUACGAGGAUGACCUGCUGACCCUGUCUGCCGUGUACCCCGAGGUGCAGCGGGACACGCAGACGGGAAUGGCCAACCCUUACAAGGAGCCCUUCAUCAACUCCCUGAAGCACAGGCUGCUGGUGUACCUGUGGAGAAGGGCCGAGCAGGAUGGCAGCGCUAUAGCAAAAAGGAGGUUCUUCCAGUACUUUGACCAGCUGAGGCAGCUCCGCAUGUGGAAGAUGCAGCUCUUGGAUGAGAACCACCUGUUUAUCAAGUACACAAGUGAGGACGUGGUCACGCUGCGGGUCACAGAUCCUUCCCAGCCCUCGUUCUUCGUCGUGUACAACAUGGUGACCACAGAGGUCAUUGCUGUGUUUGAGAACACAUCUGAUGAGCUGCUGGAGCUGUUUGAGAACUUCUGUGACCUCUUCAGGAAUGCCACCCUGCACAGUGAGGCUGUCCAGUUCCCCUGCUCAGCUUCCAGCAACAACUUUGCGAGGCAGAUCCAGCGCCGGUUCAAAGACACGAUUGUGAACGCCAAGUACGGAGGGCACACGGAGGCCGUGCGGCGGCUGCUGGGGCAGCUCCCCAUCAGCGCCCAGUCCUACAGCGGCAGCCCCUACCUCGACCUGUCCCUUUUCAGCUACGAUGACAAGUGGGUGUCAGUCAUGGAGCGGCCCAAGACCUGUGGUGAUCACCCCAUAAGAAAUUCUGGAUGGAGCUGGGACAGCAAUAAUACAUCACAGACCCACAACAAGCUCCUGCUGCUUGUGGAUACACAGAGGACCCUGGAAAAUCCAGUUUGUGGUGCACACAGCAGGGUCAAAGAGACUGCAAGCAUCAAACCUGGCAAGAUCCCAGCAGCCCCUUUAGAAAGUGAGGUGCUUUCCUUUGCCAAGAGCAGCGGCAGGUCAGUACAGCUCGGGUGAAACAAAGCACUGCAACAGAUCUGUGCCAGGAAUGGAUCCAGGCUGGUGCUCUGUCAACAGGGAGAGCUGCCACUCACAUGUAGCUCUGUGAGCCAGGGGGAAGGAAAGAGUUACCCCAGGCCUUGUUUCCCAAUGUGAGCAGUGAGACAAAGAGGGAAGGAAGAUGACCUGACCCUGUGCAGUUGUUUACUACAAAUGACUACAAGGAGAUUGAGAUCUCUCCUUCUCCCUGACAAGAGCACUAAUGGCAUGGAGGGCUAGACAAGAGCCACAUAUGGUGGUAAGAGGAAGAGAGCAGUCAAAAGGCAGUAAUAAGCCAAAAUACUUCUGGGAACACAGCAGGAAUGGCUGUCAAAAGACCAACAUUUUAAUCAACAAACUUUGUAGACAACAGGCUUCCCACUAAGGGAAUACACAGAUUCCUGCUUUCACCAGCAGCUUCUGCCUCCUGCAUUUUCAAGGCUCAGCAUGGUCUCUCCAAGCUUCCCUCAACAAGUAUUUCCAGGGAGGGUGGCCUUCCAGAAUCAGCCACAGAAGCAACAUUCAACCCAGUCCCUGAUGAACUGACGCUGAAAGCUGUGUGUCCCUUGCAGUGCCCCUCACAUUCUCCUGGGUUUCCGGGGGCGGCAGCCGUUGUGGGGGACUGGGCUGUUGUCAGUGAUGGAGAUGAUCUCCAAACCUCCCAUCGUCAGCCCCUUGAUGGCAGCCUGCAACGAGACAGCAGAUGACAGCUAUCAGCACACAGGACAGCAGAGAAGGGAAAAAGUUCAGGGCAAAACAGUUUCAUCCCCCAUCUGAAAAUCAACUUGCUCCAAUGCUUCUCAUUUCUUAAUUCUUAAAAAUAUGUAACUCAUAUCAGAGAACCCAGUUUAAACUUACCUGCUCUAGUUCUUUCUUGAGCAUUCCCAUUGAUUUUCCUAUUUUAGCCAUAAGAAGCUCCAAAUACAGCUUUUAUUCUACCUCCAAUGUGGAAUUGCUCUAAAAUUAUAAUGACUCUAAAAAUUUAUUACUGGGCACUUGGGUGAGGAAUCCUUUAUAUCAGCUUCAGAAAAACCAAGUUAAUUGAAAUGAGCCUGAGUUUAGAAAACAUCCAUGAUAGCUGAGAAAAUAAAGUAUGGAAAAGAAUCUCCAACACCUA
Molecule: messenger RNA, 3252 nt
Organism: Passer domesticus (house sparrow)
Lineage: Eukaryota; Metazoa; Chordata; Aves; Passeriformes; Passeridae
Gene: DET1
Product: DET1 partner of COP1 E3 ubiquitin ligase
Exons: 6
Coding region: 426-2114 (562 amino acids)
Biological process (GO): positive regulation of proteasomal ubiquitin-dependent protein catabolic process; protein ubiquitination
Cellular component (GO): nucleus; cullin-RING ubiquitin ligase complex
Molecular function (GO): ubiquitin protein ligase binding; ubiquitin-like ligase-substrate adaptor activity
Source: RefSeq, a predicted model, not a curated record